This is a messenger RNA of Ooceraea biroi (clonal raider ant), 5181 nucleotides long. RefSeq lists its product as uncharacterized. The record is from RefSeq and is a predicted model, not a curated record. Lineage: Eukaryota; Metazoa; Arthropoda; Insecta; Hymenoptera; Formicidae. Gene Ontology annotation, molecular function: iron ion binding; oxidoreductase activity, acting on paired donors, with incorporation or reduction of molecular oxygen; heme binding.
GUCGUUGUUAUUAAUUCUGUUUUAUUGUCACUAUUAUAAUUUGUUUUCGCAUAUUUUAUGGAAUUAAUUAUAUUGCGCUUGAAUGUAUUACCUAUUAAACCUGCAUCUUGUUUGGUUCUUAAGAAUACUUUUUCCAAUUAGUUUUUAUCAAUGUUUCAUCAAUUCAAGUAAUUGCUUGUUGCAUCAAGUCGAUCAACUCGAUCACGUCCACGUUUUCGUACGUCAAGGCUAGAACAACUCAUCACCGACAAUUAACGACAAGCAACAAUACAUAAAAAGAAAGAUAAUAAAAAUAUUGAAGUAGCUAUCUUGAAAUACACUUUGAGAUACUUCUAUAUAUUACUGCUUUUUAUUAUUAAUUAUUAUUUUUUAUCGAAUGCAGUACAUAUCAUUAAAAAGAAUUAAAUGUAUUUUUAUUUUAUUUGUAAGGACUCUCCCUCCCUCUUCGCUAAUAGAAAACAGAACAAAGCGGCGGCAUGUUAUGACAAUUAUUCCAUUCGCUUUACAAUAGUCGAGACCAGCGAUGUACAAAUAUGAUUCGUGAUUGUUAAGUAUUAGUAAAGCGGGACGAAAGCACGCGCAUGGGACUGGCAGGACUGUAAAAAUUUGACAAAUGCGUUCGUCUAACCACUUGGAUUCAGUGUACCUGUGCACCUGGUGGUCCGCUAUUAAGGAAAUGUCUCUUGACAUUUUUACAAAGAAAAAUGAAAAAAAGAGGUACAGAAUGCCCAGUCGUUUCAUCGCCAUCACUAAAGUUACGAUGGUUACUCGCUCCGCAGAUGUCACUCGUUCGAUUUGUUUUAUUUCGUAACGUCCGAUGACUCUGUUCGGUGUUUGAACGCUGUUAUUCCCAUCUCAUCCAAAUUCCAUAGGUAUGCAGUAAGUCGGAAAAUGAUAUUUAUCACAAAUUUUAGCAGCGCCAGGAACCUUUCUACAUUUGUCGAUUGAAACUGGUGACAUGUGUUAAAUUUGUGGCUUCUAGUUUGCAUAUGGAUAUAUUCGAAGUCGUUUGAGAAAUCUAGUUGACCAAUCUUCACCGGCCAUGCGAGUGGCUUCUCACGAUGCUGGUAUCUUGAAAUUCAAUUUUUUGGCGAACUCAAAGGCUGAACCGAGUUUCUUACGCAGAUAGCCCACAGUACAUUGUUGUUACAAUGUAAAUAUUCCAUCAAAGUGUCACUUUAUGUUCAUAACAUGCAUUUGAAAUUAAGACGUUGCAUGAAUAUGAACUUCGCUGAGUAGAGUGUAUGCGUUUACAAAUUUUCAAAUUUACAUUACAUUUACUUUACAUUAAUUUACAUUACUCACCGAUAAGCCUCCAUGAUAUCGUACGACUAUAUAGCUUCCAAGUGUGCUAUUUCAUCAUUGUUAUUUUUCAGCCAGUCAUUCAACGUAACGACUCUCGGGACUCCGAAUUGUUUUGCGGCUACUUGAAUCUUAAGUUUAUCUUUUGUCGCCGCAAGAAUUGCUCCUUGUCGACGGGAGUCGUUUUGCGACGUGCGUACCAUUUUCUUGCAACACUGACGCAUUUGCAACCGGAAAUAGAGUGAAGCUAUCGCGGUGAAGUUGUCACAGUAACGAGUCCGGUUACAACUUCGUCCCGGACAUGGAUUUCAAGUUUGGUCGCUGAUGAAGUAUUACGAAAAUGAAAACAACUUCACUGAAUACGUGUUCAGCAUACAUACUCUGUAGAAUCCACCUUACCACGGGAUUUGGAGAGGAAAUAAUAUUUAAAACACUAAAAAGUGUUAAUGUGCAUAAACUUUCACUUUUGACGUCCGAAAACGCGUUUGUUGUAAUGAAAAUCACAACAUGACAUAACUUCUCUAAACCCCGUUAGUCACAUGGGCAUCAUGAGUGGCGUUUACAUUAACAGUAAUGGCGAGCUCACGCAAGAUACAUAUUUUGAGAUAACUGUAAUGACGAUUCCGCUCCGGUGACGACUUCGUGCCGGUCUCCCCUAUAUUGAAAUAAAAGAAUUCGCAUCAAGCAGUUCGUUAUAGCGGCUCGCUGCGGUAGUAUUGUUCAACUUUGCCAAUAAGCUUUACGCGAACAGUUUGCUGGGAGGUCUUCACGUAUCACCAUGGAAUAUUGGACGAUACCGUUGGCGAUCGCGAUAGUUAUUCUCAGCAUCUAUUAUUUCUUCAAUUUUUGGAAUUCCAACUUCUUCAAGAAACAUGGAGUGAUGCACGUGCCGCCCGUUCCGAUAUUCGGCAACACAGCGCCCAUCAUGUUUCGCCGAAAAGCAUUUCCCGAUUACAUGGUGACUCUGUAUAACAAGUUUGCAGACGCUAAAUACUUUGGAUUCUACGAUAUGGCGACCCCGAUCCUCAUGCUUCGUGAUCCGGAAAUAAUCAAAUCUAUCCUACUAAAGAACUUCGAGUCGUUUCACGAUCGGCGCGGCUUCGCAGAUUUCAACGACAGCCUGUUCUCAAAGAAUCUGUUCUCUCUUAAAGGACAGAAAUGGCGGGAUGUGAGAGCUUUAUUGAGUCCUUCCUUCACGUCCAGCAAGAUGAAGAUCAUGUUUACACUAAUGUCAGAGUGUGCUGUGGAGUUUGCCGAGUUUCUUUCGACAUUACCAGAGGAUAAAGGAGAGAUGAAUAUGAAGGAUGCGUUUGCCAGGUAUACCAACGACGUGAUCGCCACAUGCGCCUUCGGGAUUAAGAUUAACAGCAUGAAGGACCCGACGAACAAGUUUUUCGUUUACGGCAAAGACGUGACAACUUUUCCGCCAUUCCGCAUUCUCAAGUUCGUCUUUCUCACAGCCUUUCCGCGACUUGGAGACAUCCUCCAUGUGAAGGUGAUAGCCAAGCACGUAUCGGACUUCUUCAAGGGAAUUAUAAAGAGCACGAUCGACAUGCGGGACUCCGAAAAUAUUACACGCCCGGACAUGUUGCAAUUGAUGAUGGACAUCAGGGGCAAGGAAGGUCGAAGAGCACUGGACCUCGACGACAUGAUCGCGCAAGCGUUCGUAUUUUUCUUCGGCGGCUUCGACACCACCUCGACCGCGAUGUCAUUCGUCGCUUACGAGAUUGCGACUAAUCCGGAAGUUCAGAAGAAGUUGCAGGAGGAGAUCGACCAGGUUGUGAAGGAGUCGAAUGGUGAAGUGACUUACGAGACCAUUAAUCGACUUGAUUAUUUAAAUGCCGUAAUAAACGAAGGCCUCAGAUUGUAUACACCGAUCCCCUUCGUGGAAAGAGUAUGCAACAAAACGUAUGAACUAUCGCCUGCACUUCCCGACGGGAAGCCACUUAUCAUGAAGAAAGGUACGAUGAUCUGGGUCCCGAUUUUCGCGCUUCAUCGCGAUGAGAAGUACUUUGAAGAGCCAGAAAAGUUUCGUCCCGAGAGAUUCUUAGAUAAUGCGCACCACAACUCGCCGUAUUAUUUACCGUUCGGGUCGGGUCCAAGAAUGUGCAUAGCCAUCCGAUUCGCUCUUUUGGAAAUCAAAGUCUUGUUGUUUCACCUGUUGGCACGAUGUGAAUUAAAGCCCUGCGCAGAAACUACAAUACCGCCUAAAUUCAAGAAGACCGGUUUUCUGAUGUCGCCCGAGGGUGGAAUCUGCAUCUAUUAUUUCAAUUUUCGGAAUUUCAACUUCUUCAAGAGACAUGGAUUGAUUCACGUGCCGCCCGUUCCGAUAUUCGGCAACUUAGCGCCCACCUUUUUUUGCCGAAAAGCAUUUCCCGAUCUCCUCAUAACUCUGUAUAACAAGUUUCCGGACGCCAAAUACUGUGGAUUCUACGCUAAUACGAUCCCGAUGUUGCUGCUUCGUGAUCCGGAAAUAAUCAGAUCUAUCCUGAUAAAGGACUUCGAGUCGUUUCACGACCGGCGCGGCUUCGCAGAUCUUAACGACAGCCUGUUCUCAAAGAAUCUGUUCUCUCUUAAAGGACGGAAGUGGCGAGACGUAAGAGCUCUACUGAGUCCUUCCUUCACGUCCAGCAAGAUAAAGAUCAUGUUCAGCUUGAUAUCGGAGUGUGCCGUGGACUUUGCCGAAUUUCUUUCGACAUUACCAGAGGGUAAAGGAGACAUGGAUAUAAAGGAUGAGUUUGCCAGAUACACGAACGAUGCGAUCGCUACGUGCGCCUUUGGGAUUAAGAUUAACAGCAUGAAGAACCGAACGAACAAGUUUUUCAUUUACGGUAAAAACGUGACAACCGUUUCGCUAUUCCUCACUCUCAAGUUCCUGUUUCUCUCAAACUUUCCGCGGCUCGGAGGCAUUCUCCGUGUAAGAAUCGUUCCCAAGCACAUAUCGAACUUCUUCAAGGGAAUUAUAAAGAGCACGAUCGACAUGCGGGACUCCGAAAAUAUUACACGCCCGGACAUGUUGCAAUUGAUGAUGGACAUCAGGGGCAAGGAAGGUCGAAGGGAACUGGACCUCGACGACAUGACCGCGCAAGCGUUCGUAUUUUUCUUCGGCGGCUACGACACCACCUCGACCGCGAUGUCAUUCGUCGCUUACGAGAUUGCGACUAAUCCGGAAGUUCAGAAGAAGUUGCAGGAAGAGAUCGAUCAGGUUGUGAAGGAGUCGAAUGGUGAAGUGACUUACGAGACCAUUAAUCGACUUGAAUAUUUAAACGCAGUAAUAAACGAAGGCCUCAGAUUGUAUCCACCGGUCGCCUUCUUGGAAAGAAUAUGCGAUAACACGUAUGAGCUGCCGCCUUCGCUUCCGGGCGAGAAGCCUUUUAUCAUGAAGGAAGGUAUGAUCUUCUGGAUCCCGAGUUUCGCGCUUCAUCGCGAUGAGAAAUACUAUGACGAGCCACAAAAGUUUCGUCCCGAGAGAUUCUUAGAUAAUGCGCACCACAACUCGCCGUAUUAUUUACCGUUCGGAUCGGGUCCAAGAAUGUGCAUAGCCAUCCGAUUCGCUCUUUUGGUAAUCAAAGUCUUGUUGUUUCACCUGUUGGCACGAUGCGAAUUAAAACCUUGCGCAAAAACCACAAUACCACCUAAAUUCAAGAAGGCCGGCAUAGCAAUGGCGCCCGAAGGUGGAGUCUGGUUGAAUGUUCGACCUAGAAGCGAUACGCAACCCAUAUUCAAAUCAACAAUGGUUAACGAUACUGUUAGUAAUUGAAAAAUUUACUUUACAUUGAUGAAGAUUUAGUUUGUCAUGAACGAAUAUGUUUAAAAUUAUAUUAUGUAAUAAUAAUACUUUUAUCAGUUAUUUUUAUUACUUAUAUUAUUAUCUUUAUA